AUGGCGAUGAAGCAAAUUAUUCUCCUGAUCACAGGUUUGCUUUUCUGCGCAGAAGAGGGUAAGUGUUAAUGUCGGCAACGUAGAUGACCUAGUUUAAUCAAAGAGUUCUUAUUGAAUCGAUAUGUUUCUAUGCAGUUUUCAUUCAUAGGCCAUGAGGUUCGGUCUAGUUCUAGGUCUUUUUACUAACACACAGAGUCAAAAAGUCUGUUUCUCGCCGUAAUGGGAUAUACCCAUUGCAGAUUAAGCGACUAUUAAACGCUUUCAACAGUAUAUCUUAAGUCAAAAGGUUUUUCUGUCUUUGGAAAGGGUUUAGGGACAAUACCGUAAAGUUCCCAAAGUAACGACCCUCCGAAAGUAGCGAUAAAAUUUCACAGGUGUUAGGAAAUGCUAGCCUGUUCCAGGCGUUCAAAUCGUGGGGACAGCGCAAGAGAUUUGACCACUAUCCGAACGCCUGGAAAAGGCUAUAGAACUGAUGUCAAAAGUAGCGACUUUAAAAGUGAUUUCCUUUCUUGCUAGAAAUAACUGAAAUUAUAGUUACACUGAAGCUUCACCAAACUGAUCGGAUAUUUAUUUUUUGACGGUUAUUAUGAUCUUUGACAUUCCCUUAUGUAACUCAAAAGGUACGUUACAUCUUCUUUUUUUAAAAAAAGUCUUCCUUUCGUCCGUGAAUACUCAAAUCGUAAUCAGACAAUUGCUGGUUUUCGGUGUCACGCCAUUCAAAAUAGAUCAAAAUCAAAAUCAAAAGCUUUCAAUAGAUAAGGUCCAGAAUCUGGGAAAUAAAAAGGAGGUAAAUAUGCAACGACCCUUGCCAAGAUUCAGGCCAGAGGAAUAUUUCGUAUAAGAGAUAUUCGAAGAAACGUUUUCACAAAAUUAAUAGAGAUUUGUAUGGAGACAUCAUGCUGGUGCCCAUCCGGAUGGGCACCAACAUGGCGGACGGAAACCAACAGAAACAUAUGUUACCGAGUUUUGCUAGAAAACCGUGAAUUUAUUUUUCGAGGAACUCUUCAAACAUUAAAGUAAUACUUUUUCUAAUACAUGAACUGUUUAGAUAGCAAAAUUCCCUGAAAUAAGUCAUUUUUUUAACCUACAUGACAGCUCUCUUGGCCAUCAUGUAAACGCAGCGUGACGCAAAAGCUUAGAAAUUCAUGCGUACUCUAUCACAAAACCAAGAACCCUUUUGAAGCUAAACUUUGUAUGAAAAUUAGUUUUCUGCUGUUUUAAUACAUUGUGAAAGUAAAAUCUCGGAAGGAUCGAUAGUUUUGUAGUCUGAAUUUUAGCGGAGCUCCCAAAAAUUUAUAUUUAAUUUUUUUCAAAAUCUCUCCGGUCAACACUGUGCAGCCAUCAUCGGCGUCUCGGAAGCCUCUCUUUCAAGGUGAGGGCGGAAUUCUCGGAAUCCUGCAUUCUGAUUGGUCAACUUGAAUCAUUGUGGCAACUUCGUUUACAAGUGUUGUUGUUGUUGUUAUUUGUGAAUGAGUGAUACAUGGGCUUUAUGCAUGAGCACUAACUAAUUCUGAAUUUAAUUUAUUUUUCAAAGCCUCUGCGGUCAUCUCUCUACAAACAACAACUGCUUCUCGAACGCCUUCCGAUGAAAGUGAGUACAUUUUAACACUUUUUUCGGUUAGCCAGCCUUAUUUCUUAGUAUUUUGAAAUGUUGCUCGGUUUAUAUGCAGCUAUGUGGGCUCGUUUCUUAUCAUUACGCAAAAUUGCCCGGUUUUGAAAUCACUUAGUCUAUUAAAAUUCAUCUAUUUCCACAUUUGUAUUCUCAUCAAGUAUUGAACUCGCGAAUCCUUAAAGUACAUUUAACUUUGUUCUGGUAAUAAAAGGUAUCAGGUUUUAAAGCUUAACAGUCUUCACUGUAUAUGUAUAACGAAUAACAGCUUCUCUAAACACUUCCCCACAAAGUGAGUAUACACGCAUCUUUUCUCAGUUUGAGAGCACCUGUAAUUUGAACCAACAUCGAGGAUUUUCUUUUUUCAAUUCAAAGUGGACAGACUGCAAAUUGAGGGCCAAAUUAUAGUAGUUGCUAAAAAAUAUACAUCUACGUGUCGCAACUGUUCAUCAGUAGGAUGCCUGAAAUGCGUGCAAUUUCACAAUUGGUUUCGGCUCCAUUAAAUCCUAUACCAAUUGCAGAACAUUUUAGAAGGAGCCACCCACCAUGUGAGCACAGUCACGGACAACUCAUAUAAGUGAGGAAAAUAACGCAAAGUAAAAUUAACUAAAUGUACGCGUCAAUUAAAUAAAUAAACAAAUAAAGCGCGCCCUCAAAAUAAAAUUGUACGCGCACAAGUAUCAAGAUAAAACUGAAGUACAAUUCUAAGCAAUAAAUGAGUAAUGUAAGGAUACGAUGGUACUAAACAAAGGUAUCCUGAAUGCAGUUUUAGCACGUUUUGGCAAUACCUAGUGUUUCGUGUAAUUUAAAGUGUGAUGCCGAUUUUCUUUUUAAGGAUCCACGGCCAUCACUGUACAAUUACCAACAGCUUCUCAAAUACCUUCCGAUCAAAGUGAGUAUGUCUUUUUGGUCCAGGUUCAUAGUAUUUUGCACUUAAUUGCUUGGUGUUAGUCGUCCUUUAAUUUCCGACCGUGUUUUUUAACAUAUUCCAUUAAAACCCAGCAUAACAUUUAAUCUUAUAAUUAAAGUUUAUCUUUUUAAAGCCUCUCCGGUCACUACUGUACAAUCAACAACAGCUUCCCGAAGUUUUCCCGAUCAAAGUGAGUAUAUAAUUAUCUGUAGUAUGCAUUUUCAUCAUUACUUUUCUUUGUACUAUAGUUAUAAGCUUUAAAAAGGAACUACUAAAACACACAUCAUCAUUUCCAGAAUUUUAGUCUUAUGAAGUACAGAGGAACCCAGUUUAUACGGGUAUCCGUGAGAGGGGUUCCACUGUACCAAACUCAUUAAUCCCCAGCAUUUGACUUGCUGUGUUCUGGUAAUACUAAGUAUUGAUUCUUAUUUUGAAUUUGAUGUUUUUUAAGCCUUAACAGUGACCUCCGUAAAACCAACAUCAGCUUUUCCGAAGACUUCCAAUCAAAGUAAGUAGGUUUUUAUAGUCUUACACAGUUACUUAUAAUUGGACUUGGUUCUUAGGUUAGUAUUACUCAUUAUUUUAUCGUUUUAGAACUCUGUAAUUUUCACCAAAUUCGAUAUUUUUGUUUUUAUGAAUACCGUAUACAGCCUAAUGAAGGAAUUUUAGAACGUUUUCGUAACGUAUUAUAUUUGGUUUAAUUCAAAAUUUUAUAUUUCUUUCACGUCUCUUCGGUCACCACUGUGCAACCAACUUCAGCCUCUCGAAAGCCUUUCGAUCAAGGAGAGGGCAGAAUUCUCGAAAUCCUACAUUUUGAUUGUUCCCGUUGAAUCGCUGUGGCAACAGUUCGUUUACAAGUUUUGUUGUUGUUGUUGGUUGUGAAUGUGCGAAACAUGAGCUUUAUGAGCACUAGCUAACUCUAAGUUUAUAUUAUUUUUUAAAGCCUCUACGGUCACCUGUCUGCAAACAACAACCUCUCCUCGAACGCCUUCCGAUGAAAGUGAGUAUAGUUUUACACUUAUUCAGUUAGGCAUUCUUGUUUCUUAGUAUUUUGCAAUAUUGUUCAGUUUAAGAGCUCUCACUGUUUAUUUUCAUCUGAUAAACAGAAAGUUAUCUUCAUGAUGUACAGAUUACACUAUGUAAUAUUUCAAAAGUGUUCAAAUGAUACCUAUAGACCUUGUCACGGUUUUCGACGCCAUCAUGACGAGUAGGCAAACGCGUGAGAAAUUAUAGUGUUUGUAUGAGAAUCUUAAGUCGAAUAAUUUUCGUAAAACCGCUGUUCUAAACAAAAUAUCAAUUGUAAACUAAAGCUACAAAGCAAAGGAUUGUCCUAAAAAAAUUGGGGGCGUACCUGUGCUUAAAUUUCUCCAGAGGCUUUCUUCAGAUUUUCCUUAUAUUGGUCUGUAAUUUUCCCGGGACUUUCUUACAGACAAAUGCAUAGGAAAUUUCAAAAAGUGGUUCUAGGUCUUCUAAUGCAUGCAACGCCCUCGAAUUUUUUCAAGAGAAUCCUUAGGAGUGAAGCUUUAGUUUACAAAUCAUAUUUUUUUCAGAACAGCCGUUCUACGGAAAUUAUUCGACGUUAGAUUCUCAUACAAUCACUGUAAUUUCUCACGCUUUUGCCUACUGGUCAAGAUGGCGUCGAAAACCGUGACAAGGUCUAUUAUGAUACUUAAUACGUAGUUCUACUCGUACGUGUAUGCAGUGACAUGCAGGUACUGAGCUUGGUCUUAGCUUAGUAUUCGAGUUCAUUGUAAUUGUAAUUUGAAAAAAUGGAAAUUGUAAUUUGUUUACAUGCAAAACACUUAAACGUUCUUAUGAACUCGUUAAAACGUGUGCGUUCCAGAUCGAAUUUGAAUUUGGACUGAAGUGUUGGUUUUUGAGGAGAGGGGAAAAUCGGAGUACCCGGAGCAAAACCUCUGGGAGGAAGGGAGAGAACCAACGAAAAAUCAACCCAAAUAUGGUUUCGACGCCACGAUUUGAAGCCAGGGCCACAUUAGUGGGAGGCGAGUGCUCUCAUCACUGCGCCACCCUUGCGCCCUUGCGUUGUUUAAGAGCUCCUGUGAUUUUCACCAACUUCGAGGAUUUUCCUUUCAUGAAGUACCCGGCACAGGUAUCCUUAUAAUGCAUUUCGGCAUGUUUCGGUGAUAUAAGGUGUUUUCCCUUAAUUUUCUAUUCUUCAGUCUGUCUUUACUUUGCAUCCCGCCACCAGCCUAAAAAUAGCCAGGAUAUUUCAGUUUGAUGGAUCUGCAUGCUGAAAAAAACCACUCCGAGUGCAAUUCACAAUCCUUCGACUUUCUUUUUGUUUUUCUUGUAUUCUAUACAUUCUACUGGCCUAAAUCCUUAUUAUUUUUUUAAAGACAAAGCAAUUUACUAGUUGAGCGAUUGGAGUUCCUAAUAAAAAGCUAGGAGAGUAGCGGGAAAGCAUCUCGCGAUCAUCUCGUCAGAGGACAAAGUAUCGAUUUGCUUAAGUUAAAUUUAUCUUUUAAUCGUGGGAACAACAAGCUAACACUUCACCCAGAGAGUCAAAGGACGCGACAUGGGUCGGCACCCUUUGUAAGCGCGCAAAUAGUCACGGGACCAACGGUCUUACGCCGACGCUUUUCAAUAAGCGCCAUUCCAUAGUGAGUAUGUUGUUGUAGCCAGAGUCUCCAGUUUUAAUAGCGGAGCUCCACGCGCGUGCGGAGCCCCAUAGCUAAUCACGUGACCGUACACUGCCCGAGCAACCGACCUUCCGCACCACAGGCACACCAAUAUAAAAUUAGUCAAUCAACAGGUAAGCAACCCAAUUGCAACGGAAGAAAAUCGCAUGGCCGCCCGGACUUUUAGAGAGAGAAAAAAACAACAACAAAGUUUUGUCUUUUUCGACGUUAUUUUUGAUAUUUACACUCACGUGGAUAACCACAGGCGGCCCAGACGUAGUAUGUGUCAAAUGAAUAUGUUAAUAUUCAUAUGGACAAAAUAUGAUGAGUCGUCGAAGCUCCCAUGAACUAAAAUAGUCCAAAAGUCAAAAUAUAACAAAACAAAGCUAAGAUACCUUUAACUGAACGUAUCCUUGUCUUUCCUGGCCGGUUGAAGUGGCAUUUUGUUGAGUUUUGCAGUUGUAGGUACUAUCCACUAAAGAAGAAUUAAAGGCUGGCCACAAAACAAACGGACUAUCUCAACGCGCCUUCACGCGACGCGCUAUAAAUUCUAGAAUAACUGAUGAAUCUGCUCGUUUAUUACAUUUAGGCCUUCUACAACUGCAAGCAAAUCUUGUCCUAAUGCCAGAGUAGAAAUCGCGUUGACUUUCUCAUUGCGUAACACACGCGACAUUCCCAGCCGCUCCAAUUCCAAAAGGACUUGUUUCGACAGCUGAGUUAAAAAUCGCUCUUGCGUCCGCCAUUUCUGAAUUCAGAAUAAUUCUUUCCCGCAGAACUAUGAAUUUCGCGUCUCUAGUUUUCGCGGGAUUUAAACCUCGAACGAUUGAUUGGGAAGAUUAGAACCAACAAGACUAAUUUCAAAAUACUAAAUAUCAUUCUUGACAACGAGGCUUGAGAUAAUAUAACAAAAAACAUAUAUUGAUUAGUACCGGCUAACCAACGUAGAACAUUCUCCUACAGGUUUUGCCUUUAAAUGUCUCCAGUGCAGUGGUAACAUUGAGGAAUGUAACAGCAUGAGCGCUAAAAACGUGUCUUGUGCAAUAGGCCAGAACAGAUGCUUGAAAGUGAUGAUGAGUAAAGACGGCAAAGAAUCUGGUUUAUAUGGGUGCGCAUCUGAUCGGGACUGCAAGAUGGCUAUCAAAUCUUGUAAAGCGGUCAAGGAAAACAACGUCAGGACGAACUGUAUGUCCCAAUGCUGCAACACAACGGCUUGCAAUACACCUCCACCAAAAAGUAUGGUGCCUCUUUUUGUUAUAACAUUCAAACUGAAUUUUAUUGUUGUUAAUCACACUAUAGGAUCAUCUCCAGGAUGACCGGUAGGUAGUAGGAUACAAUCUCGUUUUAAAUUAGCCCAUUACAUGAUGGUAAGUCACAUGGCACGAGAACGGCAACCUGGAGAACAAGCAACAUUGUAGAUAGAUAGAUAGAUGUUCUGUUUAUUUCACCCACUUGCAGGAAUAACUGAAUUGUUAGGGAAGGUCAUUGUCACAUACAAUUAACCAUUUACAUACAUUCAUUGAAAUUUAUAAGUUACAAAGUCAUUAAUUCUUUUGGUAUGACAAUGUUGACGUCUUGGAAGUACCUUAGAAGUACCUUGGGACCUUAAGGGUCUUAUGUAUCCGUUUGAACGGGCUCGAAAGUUUAAACUCAUUUGAACCUUAGCGAAACAACCUCAUCCAGCCUCGUCCAACAAGCUCUUUACUUUCUUUCACUAACUUCGUUUCUUGCUGAUUUUGUAUCAGGCGACCAUCACAGCAAAUUUCAAAAUUUAUAAGAGUGCCAUAGUGUCUUACAGACACAAGGGAGCCUCGUUUUGCAUCUCUUUGAGGACCGCAGUCUAUGGAGGCUGAACUUUUUUCGGAAAUUAAACACUAAAACUCCACAAUAUCUUGUACUUUGUUGACAGCUGAUUAUAUAUUUAUAAGUCGGUGGGAUAUGAUUGUGCGGGUGAGUGUGGUCUAAAUAGGACUGUUGUUGACAGAGAUUGACUUUUCGACAAACUGUGUGGUAUGUCAUCUUCAGAGUCAAAAAUCAUUAUAUGUUUCAUUUAUAUUAACUCUCAGGUUACAAAUUGAAGUGCUAUAUGUGUGAAAGCGUAAUAUCAAUGGACGACUGCGUGCAAAACACUUGGUCUGGACGCUGCGCAGAAGGACAAACAAAGUGCGGCAAGUUUACCACUGAAUUGAUCAUGCAAGGAAAGAAAGUCAUGGUGUAUCGAAAGGGAUGCCAAACUGAAAUGACCUGUAAAAAGGAAAACGAUCUGUACGGCCAGGCCUGUGGAUCUGAUGACACCUGCAAAUUUCAUUGCUGUGAAGGAGAUUUGUGUAAUGCUGGCUCAUUUGCUUCUAUCAGCGUUGUGUCCCUCUUCACAUGCACUUUGCUGUAUAUUCUUUACAUCUAG
This is a messenger RNA of Porites evermanni, 7559 nucleotides long. The record is from the annotation of a GenBank genome assembly. NCBI's taxonomy places the organism in Eukaryota, Metazoa, Cnidaria, Anthozoa, Scleractinia, Poritidae.